Molecule: messenger RNA, 753 nt
Organism: Ostertagia ostertagi
Lineage: Eukaryota; Metazoa; Nematoda; Chromadorea; Rhabditida; Trichostrongylidae
Source: the annotation of a GenBank genome assembly
AUGGAUAUGCAACACGUUUAUCCUCAAGUGUGGCCUGAAGACUCGAAGAAGGACUCCGAUGGAAUUCAUUACGAUGAAAUUCUUAUGGAAAUCGAGAGGUGUUAUAAGAACAAUAGUUCUACAACAGCGAUAGAUGUAGUGAACCGCCUUAAAACGCGUGGAAUAAUGGUCAGCACCACGCAUAUCAAGAGACUCCGACAAAAACUGGGGUUCAAGAAAACGACAACCAAGUAUUGUCAUACAAUAAGGGAUGCUAAUAAGCUGGCUCGUCUGGAUUUCUGCAGAGAAAUGCUCGAAGGUGGAGUAGGAUUCUCCGACUGUGUUUUUACUGACGAAUGCACAGUUCAAAUUGACUGCUCCACUAAGUUUUGCUACGUAAAACAAGGAGACCAAUACUCAAGAAUGCGCAAUCGAGCCAAGCAUCCGGCGAAAGUCCAUAUUUGGGGUGGUAUCUCAGCUCGAGGAACCACGCGAUUCGCUAUACUACCAGGAAACUGUCGAAUCGAUAGCAAUCUGAAGCAGGGGAUCCGUACUUUGGAUGGCCUUAAGGUGGCUAUUGCGCAGUACUGGAAAACGCUGACGCCAGAAGUCUGCUCGAAAUACAUUGGCGGUAUAAGGAAAAGGAUGGAGCGUAUUAUAGAGCAAGGAGGACGAAACAUAGUUGAAGAACUGUUGUUUGCAAUGACGCCCACUCCUACAUCGAACAAAGCGCAAGGCUCAAAUCCUUCGAGAAAAAUUGACAUGCAUUUCUAG